GCCCCAAAGAGUUGGCGGCACCAUUUUGGUAACAAAAUAUUAGCUAGCUGGCUAGUUAGCCUUUGUAGGCGCGUGAAGAAAGUUGCAUUUGAUUGACCGUCAUGUGUCUUGCUCACGAUGUAUUGAUAAUAUAGCGCGUAAACAUACAGAUACAGGCGAUGGUCAUAUAAAACUGGUCGAAUGUAGCUAGCGGGCUACAUGUAAUCAGUGCUGGGUAACAAUACCAGGAACAGGCCUAGGAAGAAGGAGUCGCCGGCACUGGACAAGGCAACGAGCUAAGCGCUUCGGUUAUCGGUGUUUGUUUUUACCAUUGCCUGCUGUAGCUAAGUGAUAUUCGUCAUACUCGUUCGUGUUCAGCAGAUUCUUUGUAAAGUUGACUAGCCGUUCGUUCGACGCACAAAUGGACGGUGGAGAUGAAUUCUUUUCAGGGAACCACUCAGAUGACGGCAGUGGCACACCGGUGCAGGACGAAAAUGCUGUGGGGUCCGACCUGGAGGAAGAGGAGAUGAGGGGGGAGUCGCGCCAGUCCGAGGAUGAAGGCAGUGACCGGGAGAGUGUGGCCGGCAGUCUGGUGCCCCCUGGUGGUGGUAGCGGUUCAGAACAUGAGGAUGGCAGAGGAAGACAGGUCAGCGACUCAGAGCCAGAAGCACCCCACCACGCUGACAGUGAAGACGAUGGUGAAGACUCCCCAACGAAAUGCAGGGGGAGCCCAUCAGAGAGAGAGGAGCAGCCAACAGCACGUGCUAGCGAAUCAGAUUGUGAGGACCCACGCAGGGGAGAGAGCCCUCGCUCGGACUCGAACUCGGACAGCGAAUCUGAUGGGGAGAAGUCUAGACAGAGGACUCGGGGAGAGUCAGAGGGAGAGGAUGGAGAUGAGGGAAGGAAAGAUGGAGAGGCCGGAGAGUGCGAUGCCAAAGCUGCAGUGCACUCCGACAGUGAGGAAGAGGAGAGGAAGCCAAAAGAGGAAGCGGACAGUGAGCAGGAUGAAAUGCACACUCAGCGUACUAUCGCAGACAGCGACGAUGAGGAAAAGCCAGUGAAGAGGAAGGCGGCCAUUCUCUCUGACAGCGAGGAUGAGGGGGAAAUGAAAGCCACAAAGAGACGAAGGGCUGUGUCGGAUGAUGACGAGUCAGCCAGUGAGGAAGGCUCGGAGGCGCCGGAUAAGACCGUGGCCGCCAAGCUCCGAGAGCUGGGAUCGGACAGUGAGGAGGAAGAGGAGAGCAGGAUGGAGACAGACGCUGGGAAAAAGGACGAGAAGACACUAUUUGGCAGCGACAGCGACUCAGAAAACAACGAGGAAGAGAAAAUGAUUGCGGAUAUCUUUGGGGAGUCAGGAGAUGAGGAGGAGUUUACGGGUUUUAAUCAGGAGGAGCUGGAGGGAGAGAAUCAGCAAUCUCACGCUGCAGGUCAAAAAGUGACAGCUGAUGACUCUGAUUCUGAUGAUAUUGAGAGGGGAGGAAGAGACAUGAUGUUCAUGUCUGAUUUUGAUAUGAUGCUGGCACGGAGGAAAGCUCAGAGUGGCAAGCGGAGACGCCACCGCGAUGGAGGAACAUUCAUCAGUGAUGCGGACGAUGUAGUCAGCGCCAUGAUCACCAAGAUGACUGAAGCUGCAGAGGAGGAUCGGACUCUAAACAGUCAGAAGAAGCCAGCUCUGAAAAAGUUGAUGCUUUUGCCCACAGUUGUGAUGCAUUUAAAAAAGCAGGAUCUGAAGGAGACGUUUAUAGACAGUGGUGUGAUGACUGCGAUUAAGGAAUGGAUCAGUCCUCUACCAGACAAGAGUCUCCCUGCACUGAAGAUCAGGGAGGAGCUGCUCAAGAUCCUGCAGGAAUUGCCCAGUGUCAGCCAAGAGACUCUGAAGAUGAGUGGAAUUGGUCGAGCUGUCAUGUACCUCUACAAACACCCCAAAGAGUCACGUCCAAACAAAGACCUCGCUCUCAAACUUAUCAAUGAGUGGUCGCGGCCCAUCUUUGGCUUGUCAUCUAAUUAUAAAGGCAUGACGAGAGAGGAGAGACAACAGAGAGACCUUGAUCAGCAGAUUGCCCCCCGCAGACGGCUCAGUGAGCCUCAGAAGGUAGAGAGGGCAGAGGAAACUGAUGUCUUUGGCCCCCACCUCAGUUCAGGAGGACAGACACCUCGAAGAGAUCUGGAGAAGGUGCUGACGGGAGAAGAGAAAGCAUUGAGGCCGGGUGACCCCGGGUUUUGCGCCAGGGCACGGGUGCCCAUGCCCUCCAAUAAGGACUACGUCGUGCGACCCAAAUGGAACGUAGAGACAGACUCCAAUCGGGGUCCUAUGAGGAAGAGCAUAUCGCGUGUAGAUAAACAGAUGCGACGCUUUGCUGACAUCAGGCGCCUGACGAAGACGGGUCACGCUGUGAAGAUCAGUGUCGAGGGCAACCGCAUGCCCCUCUGAUCCCCUUAUGCCCUUCGUGUCUUGUUUAUGCUUUUGUUAAUUUUAUUAUUUUUUUCUAUGAUCCCGUAAGUCUGGAUGUAUAUUAUUGUUGUAUGGUUGCUGAAUUGGGCUUCAUGGCAGAAGGAGCUGAAGGACUGUAAUAUAGCUAACAUCUUAAAUGGAUGCAGGUGGAUAAUGUGUGUAUGUCGAUCUGCGUGGAGAAUGACAGUGGCCUGCCUUGUGCUGUAACUUUGAUAAUAAACUGAUUCCACAUCA
Electrophorus electricus (electric eel) is the source of this 2665-nucleotide messenger RNA. It is a transcript of the gene iws1, whose product is annotated as interacts with SUPT6H, CTD assembly factor 1. Lineage: Eukaryota; Metazoa; Chordata; Actinopteri; Gymnotiformes; Gymnotidae. Gene Ontology annotation, biological process: poly(A)+ mRNA export from nucleus. The record is from RefSeq and is a predicted model, not a curated record. Gene Ontology annotation, cellular component: nucleus.